Trichomonas vaginalis G3 is the source of this 1170-nucleotide messenger RNA. RefSeq names its product negative regulation of mitochondrial outer membrane permeabilization protein. Gene Ontology annotation, cellular component: membrane. The record is from RefSeq and is a predicted model, not a curated record. The transcript has a single exon. The coding region runs from base 1 to 1170 and encodes 389 amino acids. NCBI's taxonomy places the organism in Eukaryota, Parabasalia, Trichomonadida, Trichomonadidae.
AUGGUGAAUACUAAAGCUCCGCGCUGGCAACAAAUCUAUGCCAUUCCCGGUAUGCUGAUUUUCGGUACUGCCACUGUCGUUACACAGAAAUUUUUGUUCGAACAACAAGGCCAAGGCAGUGCAAAGUAUGGCUAUCACGGAUUCCAUAAGCCAUGGUUCCAAACAGACACAAUGUUCAUGGGUAUGACUCUUUCUCUCUUAGCUUAUUUAAUUCUCGGAAAGAAGGACCGCAAGGAAACUAAUUCCGAAGUUCAAGAAACAAAGAAAUGCAAUUGGAAGUUAAUUUUCGGCGGUGCUCUCCCAGCUAUUUGCGAUCUUUCAGCUACUUCUCUUAUGAACGUUCAACUUCUUUACAUACAAGCUUCUGUUUGGCAGAUGCUUCGUGGUUCAAUGGUUAUUUUCUCAUCCCUCUUCUGCGCAUUCAUCCUUAAACGUCCACACUUCCCAUACAUGUGGUGGUCAAUCCUUGCUGUCGUUAUUGCUCUUACAGUUGUCGGUGUUGCUUGUGUAUGCUCAACAGGCGCUGGCAAGGAAGGUGUUUCACAAGGCAGAGUUAUUAUGGCCGUCUUCUUAACAAUUGUUGCCCAAAUUAUUCAGGCAUCUCAACUUGUCAUCGAAGACUUCAUUCUCCACGACUUAGAUACUCACCCUCUCCAACUCGUUGGCCUUAAGGGCUUCUGGGGUUGGGUCCUUUGCACAUCAAUCUGCUUCCCAAUUGUCCAAUUUACACAUUCUGAAGAAGGCAAUGGUGUCCACGAAGACUUAAUCGAUACAUUCGCAAUGCUUAAGAGCAACAGUAUCAUUUUGGUUUUCAUUGUCCUUUACAUUGUUUUCAUUUUACUUUAUAACAUCGGUGGAAUGCUUGUUACAAACGUUUUCUCCGCUGUUCACCGUACAAUUCUCGAAGGUCUUCGUACACUCUGCAUCUGGGGCGUCCAGCUCAUCCUCUACUACGCAAUGCAUAACAAUCAUCCAUCAAUUGGCGAACCAUGGACAAGAUGGAGCUUCCUCCAACUUGCCGGCUUCAGCCUUCUCUUCACUGGAUCAUUAAUGUACAAUAAGAUCAUCAGACUUCCAUGUUUUACAUAUCCAGACGAUAUUGAUAUAAUGAAGUCAUCCCAACCUCUUCUUUCCUCUACAAAUGAUCAAUCUUCAUCUGUGAAGAUAUAA